Molecule: messenger RNA, 240 nt
Organism: Caenorhabditis angaria
Lineage: Eukaryota; Metazoa; Nematoda; Chromadorea; Rhabditida; Rhabditidae
Source: the annotation of a GenBank genome assembly
AUGGUUCAACACAAAUUGAAAACCAAAACAACUCUUCCAAAAGGUGUCAAACCGAAACAAAAGAAGGCCAAAAAAGAGGGACCGAAAAAGGGAAAAUUUUUGCACAUCGCUCCGAAAAAAGCGCACGUCAUUGAAGCCGAAAAAAUCGCUGCUCAUGUUACAAAAGUGAUCAAUGAGAAAAACGAGGAAAUGGUGAAAGGACGUGCUGAUACGGCGGUUGGAAAAACGACUAAAAAGUAA